GCAGGCAUGGACAGCGGAACUAUCAAGAGCAAGGUCAACCAGAUUGCAUCCGCCAUCAUGGGCAGCGAUGAAGAUUUCGAAGCGGAUACGCCGCUGAUGGAGGCCGGGCUAACGUCAAAUACUGCCGUCCUUCUUCGCGAUGAGCUGACAAAGGACCU
Symbiodinium sp. CCMP2456 is the source of this 158-nucleotide messenger RNA. The record is from the annotation of a GenBank genome assembly. Lineage: Eukaryota; Dinophyceae; Suessiales; Symbiodiniaceae.